AAUAUCAAGAUAACAGAAUAAUGUACGAAUGAUAAAUUGUAGAAAAUUGGAGAAGCAGUGAGAAAGGUAUAAGGAAGCACACCUUAAUCUUGUAAGGAAGCUACCAUCUAAGAAUGAUGAAAAUGUUUGAGGAAGACGCCGGCUUUGAUUUUGUGAAGAUGAAGACACAUGUUCUUAAGGUCCACAUUCACUGUCAAGGUUGCAUGCGUAAAGUGAAGAAAGUGCUUCGAAAAAUCCAAGGCGUCUACGAAGUGAAUAUCGAUGCUGAUGAAGCACACAAGGUGACGGUGUUGGGAAAUGUUGAUGGCGAAAAAUUGAUCAAGAAACUAGUUCAAUCUGGUAAACAUGCUGAGUUUUGGCCAGUUGGCUCGACUGAGUGGCUAGAACUAGAAGAUGAAGCCUAUCCGAGCAAUGAUGUCCCGGGAUUAGAGAGUUACAUGAAGAGCAACAAUCAAAUGGCAAUACCAGACAUGUACAAUGAGCUUACUGGUUGGAGUGGGGGCAGCAUUGAUCGCGGACUGAUGUUCAGAACUGAUUUCCCGGGUAGCAAUGAUAAUGAUCCCGGAGAAUUAUACAGGUCUGGAAACUUGUGUGCAGGGUUACCAGCAUACAGUAGUUAUCAGUUUCAACACCCUGCAACGAUGAAUACCAGAGGAUGGUAUGGAAAUCCGUAUCCCCAAUGGUGUGGAAAUCUGUAUCCCCUGAUGUAGAGCAACACCGAGCAGACAUGUAUUUUUCCCUUGCUUUCGUAUCUUAGAGAUCGGUUAUUUGACAGUGUGUUUGAGACUCCUAUAUGAUAGACCGUUACAUAUAA
This is a messenger RNA of Salvia splendens (bonfire salvia), 814 nucleotides long. RefSeq lists its product as uncharacterized. The record is from RefSeq and is a predicted model, not a curated record. NCBI's taxonomy places the organism in Eukaryota, Viridiplantae, Streptophyta, Magnoliopsida, Lamiales, Lamiaceae. Gene Ontology annotation, molecular function: metal ion binding. The transcript has 3 exons. Bases 114 to 710 code for a protein of 198 amino acids.